AUGGCGCCGAGCGCGAAUCUUGUGACGCGGCCCGGCUCGGUGCGGAGCUACAUCACGGUGCAGAAGUACGGCAGGGACGAUGUGCUCACGCACUUGGAUGCGUAUCACGCGACGGUGAUGAGCACCAAUUGGGCGGACUACUUGAACCUGGUCUACUCGGUUCCCUUCUGGGAGGCGGAAUUGGAGAAGCUGACAAGCGUGGUGCAGCCCUACCUGCAUGAGAAGGAGGUUGGCGCAAAGUUUGCGGAAGUGCAGGAGAUGAUGGACGUGUUCUAUGAGUGCGAGGACGUCCGUGACCACCUCAACGAGCUGGCAGAGUUGGCGACCCGCGCCUCCGGAUUCAUGGGCACAGGAUUCCAAGCAGAGGAGAAGGUGGAGAACAUGGACGACCAUGCGAAGCAGUGCGCAGAAGCCUAUGGCAAGCUCUUGGAGAAGCACCCGGACUUCAAGCCGAAGAUCGAGCAGACCGUUGGGCACGGCUUGGCCAUCCUUCGGCAGAAGCACAAGUUCAAGUUCGGCAGCAUGCACCGCUACUUCUACUGA
Molecule: messenger RNA, 543 nt
Organism: Effrenium voratum
Lineage: Eukaryota; Dinophyceae; Suessiales; Symbiodiniaceae
Source: the annotation of a GenBank genome assembly